This is a messenger RNA of Oryzias melastigma (Indian medaka), 2380 nucleotides long. It is a transcript of the gene bub3, whose product is annotated as BUB3 mitotic checkpoint protein. The transcript is spliced from 7 exons. Bases 255 to 1229 code for a protein of 324 amino acids. Gene Ontology annotation, cellular component: kinetochore; mitotic checkpoint complex; bub1-bub3 complex. Gene Ontology annotation, biological process: mitotic spindle assembly checkpoint signaling. Lineage: Eukaryota; Metazoa; Chordata; Actinopteri; Beloniformes; Adrianichthyidae. Gene Ontology annotation, molecular function: ubiquitin binding. The record is from RefSeq and is a predicted model, not a curated record.
AGACAACGGAAAUAACGUCAUCUUGAAAUUGACCAAUGAUAGGGCGCGCGCGAACUUGAACAUUCGUUUACACCAAUCGCCUUGCUCCUGCUGUAACGGUAGCAUGAGAGCUCGGUAGCCACACGCAGCUUUACUGUUUUCUAGCAUUUUCUACUCAACCGUUUUUGUAAUUUCUUCAGAAGUCAAGACCUACCCAUUUAUAUAGUUUUGAAUAACAGGUUUAUUCUGCGUUUUUAGGAUACAAAGCGGAAGCGAUGACGGGCUCAAAUGAAUAUAAACUGAAUCAGGGGCCAGAGGACAGCAUAUCUGCGGCCAAGUUCAGCCCCAGCACAGCCCAGUUCCUUCUGGUUUCAUCUUGGGAUUGUACCGUUCGUCUCUUUGAUGUUGGAGGCAAUACCAUGAGAAUGAAGUACCAGCACACAGCUCCAGUUCUUGACUGUGCUUUUUAUGAUCCAACACAUUCUUGGAGUGGAGGUCUAGAUGCACAGUUAAAAAUGCAUGAUUUGAACACUGAUCAAGAUACAAUAGUUGGCGCACAUGAUGCCCCAAUUCGUUGUGUGGAGUACUGCCCGGAGGUUAACGUAAUGGUAACAGGCAGCUGGGACAGGUCAGUUCGUCUCUGGGACCCAAGGACGCCCUGCAAUGCUGGCACAUUUACUCAACCUGAAAAGGUGUACACCCUCUCUGUUGCUGGGGACAGGCUGAUUGUUGGAACAGCUGGAAGACGAGUCCUGGUGUGGGAUUUGAGAAAUAUGGGAUAUGUGCAGCAAAGACGGGAGUCCAGUCUCAAGUAUCAAACUCGCUGCAUUAGGGCAUUCCCCAACAAACAGGGCUAUGUUCUGAGUUCAAUUGAAGGACGUGUAGCUGUGGAGUACCUGGACCCGAGCCAGGAGGUUCAGAAGAAGAAGUAUGCAUUCAAGUGCCACCGACUGAAAGAGGAUGGAAUUGAGCAUGUCUAUCCUGUCAAUGCCAUCUCAUUUCACAGUGUUCACAAUACUUUUGCCACAGGUGGUUCAGAUGGCUUCGUGAACAUCUGGGACCCUUUCAACAAGAAGCGCCUCUGUCAGUUCCACCGCUACCCGACCAGCAUUGCCUCUCUGGCUUUCAGCAACGAUGGCACAAUGCUCGCAAUCGCCUCUUCCUACAUGCAAGAAAAGGGAGACAUAAGCCACCCAGAGGACGCCAUCUUUAUUCGCCAAGUCACAGAUGCUGAAACAAAACCAAAGUGAGUCUUGUUCUCCUUCAUUGCCCCUAGGAUUGAAUAGCCUUUUUGCAGCUCUGUGGGGGGAGUUCACCUCAUAAAGGGGCAGAUCCAGCUGCAACACAUUCUGAUCUAUAUCUCCUUUAAUCCUCUUUUCAAUAUCCAACAGCUGAAAGACAGAUGGGAAUUGAAAACUAGUCCCUAUAGAUUUUGUGGCUGUUGUAAGCAUGUAUUCAUUGUAUCAAACAAACAAGUGUGUUGUAGAAUGCAAAGCUGCUCUGUUAUUAUUCGUUUCUGUAUCCACUAUUUGAGGUUUUCAUUUAUCUUUUCACACAUUUUAAUUUUCUGAAUGUAACUUGGGGUGGAUUACUAUAAAGGUGCUGUUGUAUUUCAUCGAAUGCACUUUUUCCUGCAAGCUUUUCUAAGAAUUGUAUCUGUAAGUAAUGAGUUUUUGUGUUAACAAACAGAAAUUCCUGGUAGAAUCAUAGACCUUUACGUCAUCAAAAAAGUUACUUUACUUUGCUCCUGUUAAUGUUUUAAAUGUGCACAGUUUAAUUAUCACUAAAAGUGUCAUUUUUUUUUUGCCAAUUCUUGGUUGCGUGUGAGUAUUUUCAUCCAAUAUCUCAUUACUUAUGUGAAUUGUUUUAGCAAAAAAUAGUAUGUAACCUGUGAAUAAACAGUUUUUUAUGCUAUAAACUUGACGAGUUUUACCCAGACAAUCCUAGAGCCUUUUAAAUAUUCAAAUUGAGCAAAUUUAAACUCUAAAUUAAUAACUUAGAAAGCAUAACUAAAAGUACAAAAAUGAGAAGAUGGGUUGCCUUUUGAUGUUACACCAUGUCUUCAAUUUCAGCUUUAGUAGCUAUAACUAAACUGCUUUUCAAUUGAUCGCCUGUGUUUAACCAUCAAAAAUGUAUAUUUUUGAGAGCUUGAAGAAGUUAGUUUGACUUCCUAACACACCUGAGUUUUUUUGUUACAGCAUUUAGUGCUAAAAUGGUUAAAUGUAACUAAUUCACUCCCUUAUACAGACAAAUACAUCAACAAUCUGACCUAUGGGGCUAAAAGGAAAACUAGUAUUAAAUAGCAUUAUGUAGUAAUUUUUUUUUUUUUUUAAGAACUUUUCUAAAAUUAAAUUAUUUCUCCUUAAAUGUUGCCCAAAUAAAUCCAUUAUCAUAUUCUUGG